This is a messenger RNA of Penicillium lagena, 786 nucleotides long. RefSeq lists its product as uncharacterized. NCBI's taxonomy places the organism in Eukaryota, Fungi, Ascomycota, Eurotiomycetes, Eurotiales, Aspergillaceae. The record is from RefSeq and is a predicted model, not a curated record. The transcript has a single exon. The coding region runs from base 1 to 786 and encodes 261 amino acids.
AUGGCUGAUCAGAAGAAAACCCCAACUCCAAACCCGGACUCCCAGGCUUCGACACCCAAGCCUAAGCGUGCUCCCAAGCUCCGCAAGAAGAACAGUCCCGCUCAGCAAGAGCGAAGCUCGCCACCGUUUGAGCAGGACCACGAACAGGAGGAGUCUAAACCAAACACCGAAGGCAGCGAGACUAGCCAGCAGGGCGAAGACCAGGACCAAGCCCAGACUCAAGAAGAACCCCAACAAGAACCGGAAAAAGUACAACAACCCGAACAAGAACCAGGAGACCAGCGCAUCAACCGCCGGCGCCGCCGACAUCGUCCCCCUCCCCGCCCCCAGGAAUCAGACACCGAAUCCAUCCAUCGCAGUGAUCUAGACCCCCAACCUCAGCCACGCCAGCGCACCCGACGAACCCGUCAGGUUGAGGUCCACCAAGGCCAGCAGGAGGGCGGACCCCUCGGUGCAUUGGGUGGUGUCGCUGAACAGCCUGGCCAGCUGGUGCAGAGCACCGCUGGCAACGCCGUGAAUGGAGUCACGCAAAACGCGGGCAACGCUGUCGGUGGCGUGUUGGGCGGUGUUAAAAAGGAACAAAAGGAGGAGGGCGGUCGAGACGAGCAAUUGCGGCUGCGGCUGGAUCUGAAUUUGGAUAUUGAACUUGAGCUGAAAGCGAAGAUCCAUGGGGAUUUGACGUUAGCUUUGCUGUCAGUAUUUCUCUUCCCUUUCUUCCCCCUUUCCCCCUUCCACCUCAGCAAUACUAUACUCCUUUAUAUUCCUGGUGGCUUUUCCACUGACUGA